CUGCUUCCGGUUUUUCAAGGAAUAGAUAGAAAAAAAUAAGGUGGCCACCGCCAUGUUUCAGAAUGAAAUAUGUCCAAUGCAUUAAGUGUAGUAUUGCUGUAUAGCAGUAUUUACACUACAUAGUUAUUGUCUUUGUUUUAAAGAAUACGUUUUGAUUGAUGAGACUACCGCGGGAGUUGUAUUUGCUGUAUUGUUUCCCAUACAGUAACAGUGUUACGCAAUGCACCAUGGGAGUGGACCACAGAAUGUGCAACGGCAACUUCAGAGAUCCAAGUCCACCACUGGAUCUGAAGCAGAAGACCACCAGAAGCAGCAGACCAUGGCAGUUACUCAACAGCAGGCAACAGCCAACCACCCACAAUCAACUGUGACCACGUUUGCAUCUGCAGCCAGCCCUUCAGGCCCCCAGUCCCCCAACUACCAGAUAAUAAUGAGCCGCAGCCCUGUCACAGGCCAGAACAUGAACAUCACCUUACAAAAUGUCAGUCAAAUGGUGACGGGCAACCAACAGAUCACCCUCACCCCGCUCCCCCUCCAGAACCCAGGCUCUCCCGGCUUCCAGCACACGGCCCCGCAGUGGAGGUUUGAGCCUGCCCCGUCCUAUAUCCAGGUCACCUCACCUCUGCCACAAUCCAUGCAGCCACAAAGUCCCACUCAGCACAGCCCAGUCCCCCUCCAGCGACCAGGGGCACCUGUAACAGGACUGGGUUUGUGUGGACAGAGCCCAACACGCUUUGUUGAUGCUGGCAUGCUUGUGAGACAAAUCAGUCUUGGCAGCCCGCCUGGAAGUGGACAUUUUGUUUACCAAGAUGGGACAGGGCUGACGCAGCUAACUCCAACCACAGCUGGGCAGGUGCAGCUGGCCUCCCCAGGGGUGCCAGGCUCUGUGCGUGAACGCAGUCUGUCCCAGCCCCACUCACAGACGGGAGGCACCAUCCACCACCUCGGACCUCAGAGUCCUGUGGCCAGUGGGACUGUUUUGCCCACGCUGGGGGGCUCAGGCCACAUAACCACCUCCAACUUGCCACCUCAAAUCAGCAGUAUCAUCCAGGGGCAGCUGGCGCGUCCCAUGAUAUUUGAGAAGACUUCACAGGGUAUGGUAACUGGAGUGGGGACAGCUACCACAGUGUCUUUCAGUAUGCCCUCCACCAUUCCUCCCUCCAGCCCUUCCCUCAUUAACCCUCCCCAAGGCAUCCCCAAUACCCCUCUCACCCCUACCGGCAUGUGCUUGGGGUCCAUCAAGAAACAGAUACCCAAAAAGCUGGAGGAAAUUGCACCCUCAAACCCAGAAGUGGCCCAGCUGAGGAAGCAGUGUCUGGAGCACCACACUAAGAAGAUGGAGGGUCUGAAGGAGGUCUUCAAAGACUACCUGAUUGAGCUGUUCUUCCUGCAGCACCUCCAGGGGAACAUGAUGGACUAUUUGGCUUUCAAGAAGAAGCCCUGUGUCCCGCUUUUCACUUACCUGAGACAGAAUGACCUUGACCUUGAGGAGGAAGAGGAAGAGGAGGAGCAGUCUGAGGUCAUCAAUGAUGAGGUCAAGGUUGUAACUGGAAAGGAUGGACAGGCCGGAACACCAGUUGCCAUAGCUACACAGCUUCCACCCAAUGUUUCAGCAGCAUUCUCUUCCCAGCAGCAGUUCCAGGUGCACCAGGGAGCAGCUGGCAGCAUGACAAACUCAGGGGACAUGGAUGCCUUUAAGAGGCAACAGGCAAUGGCACAAGCAGAUCAGGCUAAGAGGUCCCGGAUUGAAGUUGGUCGCCAUGGAAUGAUUUUCCAGCAUCCUGGUGCUUUAGGAUCACCUGGCGUUCCACUCCAGCAGCUUAUGCCGACAGCGCAAGGCGGGAUGCCCCCCAACCCGCAGACAGUCCAGAUCCCCGGGCAGAAGCAGAACCAGCCACAGUAUGACCCGUCCAAAGGGCCUCCAGUGCAGAAUGCAGCCAGCCUGCACACUCCUCCCCCCCAGCUGCCAGGCCGCCUGCCCCAGGGCGCCCUCCCCAUGGCAGUCCUGCCCAUGGCUCUCUCUCAGCAGCCCCUACUUGUGGAGAGCUCAGCCCAGGCCGCCAAUCAGCUCCAGGUGAAGGUGCAGGGGGCUGGACCCAUCAUGGCUCCAGUCAACCCCCACAUACAGCUCCAGGCCCAGCUCCAGCAGCAGAUGCAGUCUGGUCUUCACCUCCAAAUGCAGCCUCAGCAGCCCCAGCUCAUGCUGCAGCCAGCACAGGCCACUGUGGCCCUCACUCGUCCUGGAGCAGACUCCAACCAACCUGGCCAAAGAAUGAUGACCAACUCUCUGUCCAACCCCUCAAUGUCUCCUGCCCCCCUCAACGCCCCCAACUCACUCCCCUCCCCCCACACAAUUGGCCCCCUCCGCCCCUCUGGGUCCAACAUCAACCCUGCCACACAGUCCAAACUAGCCGGGCCCAACGGCACCUCCACAGUCAAAAUGGGAGGCUUUGGUCAGGGCUCGGGUAUGCAGUCAUCAGAAGGGAGUUCACAUGACAAACAAGCUGAACAGGCCAAACUGGAGAGCCAGGUGCACCAGCGUAUCUCUGAGCUGAGGAAAGAGGGCCAGUGGUCAGCCAGCAGGCUGCCCAAGCUCAUGGAGUCCUCUCGGCCCAAAUCCCACUGGGACUACCUACUGGAGGAGAUGCAGUGGAUGGCAGCUGACUUUGCCCAGGAGAGGAGGUGGAAGAUGGCUGCUGCCAAGAAGCUGGUUCGCACCUGUUCCCGUUACCAUGACGAGCAGAAGAAGAUGGAAGAGGGAUCCAAGAAAGAGAAAGAACUGCGUCUCCGUCACAUUGCUAGCACCAUCGCCAGAGAGGUGGAGUUCUUCUGGUCCAACAUUGAGCAGGUUGUGGAAAUUAAACUGCGUUUCCAGAUUUAUGAGAAAAGACUGAAAACACUCAGCCUGCAGAGAGCAACGAGUAAAGGACAAGAUGUUAAACCUGCUCUGGCAACCGCAGUGAAAGCAGAAAAAGAGGAGCCCAAUAUGUCAACAAGGAAGCGAAAGUCCAGCACUUCAUUGGCAGAAGAAGUUCAGGAUGAGGAGAGCACCAUAGAGGAGCAGGAAGCCAUGGAGGUGACAGCUGAUCAGAAGGCAGAGUUGGGAGACCUGGCUAAAGAUGCUGAGAUGCCGCUGGAUGCUUUGAUGAAACAGUAUGCUGGUGCCUACGCUGACAACUUUGACUGGCCCCAGCCUUCCCCACAGAGUGAUGAGGAUGGCAGGGAUGAGACUGAAGAGAUGGAGUCCUCUCUGGACACCCCCCACGAGGCUGUAGUGAUAGACUCCCUGCUCAGUGUGGACCAGUAUCGAGGUUCUGAAAAGACCAGCCCCCCUGGUGCUGACGGGAAGCCCAAGAAGGACAUAGCAGAGGUAGCAGCCGCCACAGAACUCAUCCUACCCAAGGGCAGUGCCAGGACCACCACUUCCGGCCGCAGCCAGGCUCCUUUCCUGCUGCACGGAUCACUGCGUGAGUACCAGCAGAUUGGAGUGGACUGGCUAGCCAGUCUCCACAAGAAACACCUCAAUGGCAUCUUAGCAGACGAGACAGGGCUGGGCAAGACUGUGCAGACUGUGGCCUACCUGGCCCAUCUGGCCUGUCAAGAGGGCAUCUGGGGCCCCCAUCUGGUUGUGGUGAGGACGUGUAAGAUGCUGAGCUGGGAGAUGGAGUUUAAACGCUGGUGUCCCGGCCUUAAGAUCCUCCUCUACCUUGGCAACAGACAGGAACGCAGAGCAAAGAGAAGGUGGUGGGCGGAGACCAACAGCUUCCAUGUGUGUGUGACAUCCUACAAGCUGCUGCUGAAGGACCAGAGCCAUUUCCUGAGGAGGAGGUGGAAGCACCUGGUCCUGGAUGAGGUGCAGCUCAUUAAGAACAUGUCAGAGAAACACUGGGAAACCAUCUUUGCGCUCAAGAGUCAGCAGAGGAUCCUCCUCAUCAACACUCCACUCCAGAACACACUGAAGGAGCUGUGGACCAUGAUCCACUUCCUCCUGCCAGGAAUCACCAGACCCUACACAGACUUCCCUGUCAAGCCAGGCACAGACCAGAACCAGGACUACUGCCACAAACUGGUCAUCCGCCUACACAGGAUGAUCCAACCCUUCAUCCUGAGGCGCUGUAAGAGGGACGUGGAGAAGCAGCUUCCUAAGAAGUAUGAACACAUCCUCAAGUGUCGCCUUUCUAGCAGACAGAAGAGCAUGUAUGAAGAUAUCCUCACUCAGCCAGGAGCCCAGGAGGCAUUGAAGACUGGUCAUUUUGUGAGUGUGCUGCAGGUGCUGAUGCAGCUGCAGAGGAUCUGUAACCACCCAGACCUAGUAAACAUCAGGGAGACCAGCAGCUCCUACGUGUGUUCCUCUCUGCAGUACAACACCCCUUCCCUGGUGCUGGGAGCCCUGCAGGAGGACCAACGCACGAGCCUGGACCUGUCCCUGUUCGACCUGAUCAGUAAUGAGAACAGACUGACGCGCUACGAGGCGGAGGAGGUACUACCCAAACUCAAAGUCACCCGUCAGCUGAUUGAGGAGAUCCACAGUGCCCCGGACCCACCGGCCAGACCCAAGCCCUGCAAGAUCAAACCCAUGAGGUUGUUCCAACCAGUGCAGUAUGGCACUAAGCCAGAGGGCCGUCUGGUGCCCAUGACCAAUACUGUGGGUCAGCAGCGUCCUCCAGCCACCACUACCACCCCCCCCACCACCGCCACUACUACUUCUACUGCCCCUCAGCCAGCCAGGGCCACCACCACCACUACCACCACACAGGGUGGAGAUGUGUUGAAGAUAGCCCAGCUGGCGUCCAUAGCGGGCAGCCAGAACCGAAUCUCCCAGCCUGAGACCCCCGUCACGCUGCAGUUCCAGGGUAACAAGUUCACCCUGUCCCCUAGCCAGCUCCGACAGCUCACCACAGGGCAGCCCUUGCAGCUCCAAGGUACACUCGGCAACAUCCUGCAGAUAGUGUCGGCCCCUGGUCAGCAGAUCCUCCGGCCCCAGGGCUCCAUGGUCAUGCAGACGGUACCUCAGGCUGCACCUGUCUCCAACUCCUCCACCAGAUCUGGCACCCCACCCCCAGCCGGCCCCGCCCAACAAGCUUCAGGGAUGACAUCAAAUGCCUUGGGGGUGAGCGCCCAGCCUGCUGCUGCUGCUCCUAUUGCCCCUCAGGUGUCGUCAGAGGAGAGGGGUCGUCAUCUGAAGGAGCGUCUGAGCCGCCUGUUCAGUGCCAACGAGAGGCGUUGUGACCGCAGUGUUCUCUACGGGGCUGACCUGCUCCAGGUCUGCUCUGUGACCCCAGGGGCUCCUCACUCUGCCCUGAGCCACGGUGGCUGGAGAUGGGUGGGCAGGGACAGCUGCCUCAGGGCCCAGAGGACUCCUGUGUCUACCACAACACACCUCCAGUCUGCCCUGCUCUCCUCCACAAACCGCCAGGAUGCCAGCAGUAGCCUAGUCAGCAGGUUAUCAUGUGUUGUCCCUGCCGCAGUAGCUCGUCCCCCUUACCUGUAUGCAGCCAAUCCCCCAGCUCCCUACAGCCUGGAGCAGAAGUCCAUCAGUCGCAGGCUCCAGGAGGCCGCCGCCCCCCACAGCACAGAGAUCCACAGCCUGGCCUCUGGACACCUGCUCCAGUUCCCUGACCUGCAGCUCAUGCAGAUGGACUCGGGUAAACUUGAGGCCCUGGCCAUUCUGCUCCAGAAGCUGAGGUCGGAGAAUCGCCGCGUCCUCAUCUUCACACAGAUGGUGAAGAUGCUGGACAUCCUGGAGGCCUUCCUGGACCACCGGCAGCUCACAUACAUCCGUGUUGAUGAGAGCCUGAUCACAGAGGAACGCCAGGAACAUAUGAAGACCUUCAACAGGAACAGACAGGUGUUCUGCAGCAUCCUGACCAACCGCUGCUGCUCAGCUGUGGGGACUGUGUUCGACGCAGACACCAUCAUAUUCUACGACACAGACCUCAACCCCAGCAUGGACGCCCGCACCCAGGAGUGGUGCGACAAGAUCGGACGAUCCAAGGACAUCCACAUCUACAGACUGGAGAGCGGGAACUCCAUUGAAGAGAAGCUGCUAAAGAACGGCACAAAGGAUCUGAUCCGAGAGGUGGCUGCCCAGGGGACUGACUACACCCUGGCAUUCCUCACACAGCGGACCAUCCAGGACCUCUUUGAGGUGGAGGCCGGCUCAGGGGAGAAGGUUGAGGAGUUCGUGGUUCUGCACCAGGAGCCGUCUCCCUCUGAGGCCAUCUCUCCACGCGUGGCUAGGCCCUACAUCCAGGCCCUCCACAGCAUCAGCCUGGACGCCCCGCCACCAGAUCAGCAGCAGGAGGAGGACCUGGAGAAGGAGGUGCAGGUCAAAGAGGAGCCCUCUCAGCUGGCGGAGCUUAAUGCUGUAAUGGACCAGUUAACACCAAUAGAAAAAUAUGCCCUGCAAUUCCUGGAGUAUCUUCAUGUCAGUGAAGACGAACUUGUUGCCAAGGAGCGACUGUUGUGUGCGAAGAGAGGCUGGGAGAUGCAGCACCUCCAGAAACUGAAGGCUCAAGACGAGGAGAGGAUGAUCAUUGAGGAAGAGGAGGACCUGUUCACCUACACCAGAGAGGAUGCUUACAAUAUGGAGUAUGUGUUUGAUGGAGAAGAUGGCCAAUCGGAAAUCAUGCCGCUGUGGACUCCACCUACCCCACCGCAGGAUGACAACGACAUCUAUAUCGACUCUGUGAUCUGUCUGAUGUACGACUCUGCUCCCAUGCCUGAGUCCAAACUGCCUCCUGUCUACAUCCGCAAGGAGCACAAGAGACUCAAGAUGGACCCCUCAGCAGCGGGCAGGAAGAAGAAGAAGGGUCAUGGGGAGACGGUGAUUCCUCCUCGCUCCCUCUUCGAGAAGGCCAGCAUGCUCAAGGUGCGCCGAGAGGGCAAAGACCAAAAGAAGAACUUCUCCCUGAAGCAGCAGGCGCCCUUCGCUAAGCCUCUGCCCUCGCUGGUCAAACCUGCCAUGGAGGCCGGACAGGACAACCCAGAGUGGCUUAUCAGUGAAGACUGGGCCCUGCUACAGGCUAUGAAGCAGCUCCUGGAGCUCCCUCUGAAUCUAACCAUCGUGUCUCCGGCCCACACCCCCAACUGGGACCUGGUCAGCGACGUGGUCAACUCCUGCAGCCGUAUCUACCGCUCGCCCAAGCAGUGUCGCAACCGCUAUGAGAACGUCAUCAUCCCCCGGGAGGAGGGCAAGUUGGUGUAUGAGGCGAAUCCUAAGAAGAAAACCAAGAGCAUAUACAAGUCUAAGAACAGCCGGCCGCUGCGCACCUGUCAGAUCUACACCCAGGAUGACAACGCUACACACAUCCAGCUCUACAACAGCCGCUUUGAGCUCAUGAAGAUCAUCGCCAGCAAGAGGAGUCCCCCCAUCAAACCCCUUCUGGGGAUGAACCCAUUCCAGAAGAACCCCAAACAUGCUUCUGUCCUGGCAGAAAGUGGGAUCAGCUACGACAAGCCCCUCCCUCCCAUUCAGGUGGCAUCUCAACGUGCUGAGAGGAUUGCCAAGGAGAAGAAGGCCCUAGCCGAGCAGCAGAGGGCUCAGCAGAUAGCUCAGCAGGCUGGAGCACCCCAGGCCGUGGCCGGUGCUGCCCAACCCCAGGCGGGGGCUCCCGCUGCAGGCCAAGCCCAGGCCCCGGGGGUCCUCCAGGCCCCUGCAGCGGCUGGAGCUAUGGCUGUACCCAACACCGCUGUCCUGCCUGGAGCCAUAAAGAAUGCUGCUGUGGGAACAACCAUUCAAGCUGCCACCGUAGUGGGGAACCUGAUUGUGAACACAGUGGCUGGAGUUCCUCCAAGUCCGUUCCAGGCCAACAAACGGCUGGUAUCACCAGGUCAAGUCAUACCAGGAACCCUGUCUCCUGCCAGUGCAGCAGGUGCCCAGGUGGUCCACUCCCAGCAGAGAGCCGUACCUGCCACUGCCACCCCUGGGGAGGUGGUUGCCAUAGCUACGGGUCAGGGUGUCAGGGCCGUUACCCCGGUGACUGCCUCUGCGGUGGUGACUACCACUCUGACCCCAGUGCAGUCCCAGACCCGCUCCCUGGUCACACCAGCCACAGGCAUGCAGCUCCCCCAGGGCAAGCCCAUCACCCAGGCCCACCUCCACAUGCUCCGCCAGCAGCAGCUCCAGCAGCAACAACAGCAGGCUGCCUCGCCACAAGGCAUCAAGGCUGUGGGAAAACCCCAGGAGCUUCUGAAGAUACACAAGCAGAAGCUGCAGAUGGCCCAGCAGCAGGCAGGAGCCGGCCAGCAGCCCGUCCAGGUGCAGCCAGCCAACCCCCAGGCAGCUCAGGCCAACCCCCAGCUGGCCGCUAUAGCUGCCGGUCCCAGAGCCGGAGCCGUGCUGGCUGGCACCACCGUAGCUAACCUGCAGGUGGCCAGACUGACACGGCUGCCCACUCAGGGUCAGAUCCAGGCCCAGCCAGGGCAGACGGCCCAGGUGACCCUCACCAAGCCCCCCGUGGUCUCUGUGCCCACCGUGGUCUCCUCCGCUGGCGUCACCACCCUGCCCGUCACUAUGGCUGGCAUCAGUGUAGCCAUUGGACAGGCCCAGAAAACCGGUGGGCCAGUGUUGACGCCCCCGUUCCCCCAGAUGCUCCAGAUGAAGAAGCAGCAGGCAGCCGUGCAGGCUGCAGCUGCCCUGCAGAAAGCAGUGCAGCCACAGCCAGGACAAGCCUCUGUGCAGCAGAAGGUGGGGCUCUGGGGGAAAACAGAACCACCACAGUCUACGCAACCACACACAUAUUUACAACUGGGCACCCAGCAGAUGACAGUACCGGCUACCCAGCAGCAGAAGGUCACCUAUGCUGCCACCACCCAGCUACAGCCUAGCAUCAAGAACCAGUUCUUCACUACUUCCAUCGCCCAGGCUGGGAAACCCACUGGGGCCCAGCAAAUCCAGGUGGCUAAGCUCCCCCAGAUAGUGCAGGGGCAAUCCACUGUGGCCAACAUCCAGAAGAUCGUAUCAUCUCCACAGCAGAUCCAGCCCCAGACGGUGGCCCUGACUCAGACUACAUCCUCAGCCCAGCCCCAGGUCCAGAUGAUUCCAGCAGGCACAGCCACAGCCCAGGUGGUUCAGCAGAAGCUCCUCCAGCAGCAGGUGGUGACUGCAGCUGCCUCGCCUCAGAUACAGACCCCCCCUCCUCACAGCCCGGCCCAACAGGCCCCAGUUUCCACUGCAGCAGAGUCCCCAGUACAGCAGCAGCCAGCCAAGGGCCAGGCUCGCGGAGGGGCCAUGAGGGGCAAGACCCAGGCCAAGCCCAGCGGGGGCAGCAGCUAGGUGCCCACAGGACUAGUUAGUGCUCCCCUCUCAGCUAGGCUAAGCAGGACAUCUCAUCAGUGUAAAUGCACUCAGUGACUGAGGAGCAGUGUUAUGAAGAGAUCCAGCGUUAUGAAGGAGUGGUGGAGUCCAGUCUGAGGUGGCUGUGUUGAAUCUAACCUGGUUUAAGGAAGUGCUCCAUGUAAAGGAAUGACAUGUCUUUUAAGAGUGUUGUCAUCAUCUAUCUUCAACACAGUUCUGUAACUGUCAGCUGUUUCCUUCGCCACUGUUUCAGAAAGUCUCCCCUGGAGGAAACCUCCCCCCUGGACCAACAUCUAAUAUAAGAUCAGAAAAGCAGAAAAAUAAUAUUCAUGCCUUUUUUAAAUUGAUGAAUAUAUUAAUGUUACUCCAUAGAUAUUCUGUGGCUAUGGGCUGGUGCAUAGCUAAUUUGGGGAAUGUCCAUUUGAAUAAUGUUUUGUGUAUUCAUACAUUGUCCCUGUCCACCUUGAUGAUAUUAUUCUCAUGCUUACCGUUUAUGAUGUCUGUAAUUUCAUAGUUGGUAGAUAUAGAAAACACCCUUCUCGUAAAAAAAAAAAAAAAGUUAUCUUGAUAAAGUAAUGCAUAUUAAUGAGACUACAUCUGAGUAGUACAGGUGCAUUGCCUACCAGAAGGAUAAAGGUGGGAGGACAUCAGUCCUCAUGCUAAUUGUCAUUGUGAAACUUAUUCACACACAUCAAAGCCCUGAGUCAUUAGUGAAUGCAUUUUUACCUAUAGAAACACAUUCACAUAACCUUUUUCAAUGUAACAUUGACAGAAGUGUCCCUAAAAGUUAGCUCCUUAACUGUUUGCAUAAGAGGGAGCUUGCCAGGUCCAAAACUGCCCCAAUCGUAUCACAGUUAUAACGACCACUGAAAACACAAAUGAAAUAAUCUGAAUGUAACAUUUUGUUUUUUGUAACCUUCAGAUAUUUAAUGGAUAAUAAUGCAUGUUCCUUCAGUCGAUUAUGUUUAUGUAACAAAUACACUGUAAACAUGUACUUUAGUAUCUUGUGUUUUCUCAUAAAAAUGCCAUUUUUUUUAUUGAUGUUGAAGAAAAAAAACUGUAAAUAACAAUGAAAAAGGAAAACAUUUGUACUUGUAAAGUAGUUGUGUUUUCAUUGGAUUUUUUCAGCCUAAUUGUAAUAAAGUGUUUUGUUUUUAUACACAA
Molecule: messenger RNA, 10462 nt
Organism: Salmo salar (Atlantic salmon)
Lineage: Eukaryota; Metazoa; Chordata; Actinopteri; Salmoniformes; Salmonidae
Gene: ep400
Product: E1A binding protein p400
Biological process (GO): DNA repair
Cellular component (GO): NuA4 histone acetyltransferase complex; Swr1 complex
Molecular function (GO): ATP binding; chromatin binding
Source: RefSeq, a predicted model, not a curated record